AUGGAUGUCAAUCGUGAUAAUUUUUAUGAUGUUUUACCGGAAAUUUUAAACGAUAUAAAUAAUGCUGAUUAUGUAGCUGUUGACGGUGAAUUUACAGGAAUAUUAUCAUUUGAUAAAAUGAACUAUUUUGAUACUCCAGCUGAACGAUACAAGCGUCAUUAUGAUUGUGAUAGACAUUAUCUUAUGGUACAAGUUGGUCUUGCCAUGGUUCGAUGCAUCAAUGCAGAAGAAAAUCGAUAUAGUCUAAAAGCUUACAAUUUUUAUGUCUUUCCUGAAAAUGAAACCGAUGCAUUCGAUUUUGGAUCAAAAAGCUCAUCAUUACAAUUUCUAGCAGCUAAUCGUUUUGACUUUGUUCAAUUAUUUCUCAAAGGAAUUCCUUUUGUGUGUAAAACGAAGCAUUUAGAAAAAUUAAAAAAUAUUCAACAAAAUGCAUCUCGGCGGAAUACUCGUCCGAUACCAAACGGCAAUAAUAACAAUAAUACUGACAAAAAUGGUGACACAGCUGCCAAUUCACCAAAACAAUCUGAACCCAAUAAUUUGUCAGAUGGAGAUUUACUGAAAACUUCAAUGACCGGAUUUUCAGAAGUCAUGUGGAAAUUACAAGAAUCUGGUAAACCGGUGAUCGGACAUAAUAUUCACAUGGAUUUAUUACACAUAAUUAAUCAAUUUUUCACACCUAUACCUUCGUCUUAUGAAGAGUACAAAUCGAUUGCUAAAUCUUUAUUUCCGAAAUUAAUUGAUACAAAAACAGUUGCAUCGACAUCUAUUUUCCAAAGUAUUAUUACUAAUACAGCAUUGAAUGCUGUUUAUAGAAUGAUUCGUGAACCUUUAUUUCCGGCAUGCCGUUUUGAAACCGCUGAUAAUUUCCGGUAUGCAGUAGGUGAACAUGAGCAUACAGCUGGUUAUGAUGCUACUUGUACAGCUGUUUGUAUGACUAAAAUGAUGGCGUAUAUUGCUGUCAAAAGUGAAUUCAAACAAAAUCCAAUUGAACAUCCGCUUUUUGAAAAAUUUACUGGAAAAUUAUUUUACAUGCGUUCAUUUGAUCUCAAAUAUUCUGAUAUACUAAAUGAUGAUGAUUUACCUGAUCGAUCCUGUGUUUUUUAUAUAACUCAUCCGCCUACAUGUUCAACAGCAAAUAUACGUGAAUAUUGUUCUCAAUGGAAUCUUCUUUCCUAUGAUCGACUUAAUUUAACAACACAUAUUGUCGGAGUAUCAUUAAGAAAAGAUACAGUACACACAAUGUUAGCAAAGAUGUGUGCCAACGAUAAAAAUUUUGUUAUUACUCCGUACGCAGAAUAUCAUCGUCUUGAUCCUUCGAAAAUAAAAAUUAAAGAACCGAAUCAUCUAUUUGAUGUUGAUCCGAGUAAUAGAAAGUCAAAUAAACGAGUUUACAUUGAUAAAGAUGCCGUUGCUUCAACUCAACAAGCGACAACAAUAGCGUCUGCGAUGGAGGUUACACCUGAAGCAAUCGAAAAACCAAUACUACCAAAGAGAACUCGCGAUGAUCUAAUAGUAGGAGAUAAUAAACUAAGUCCAACAAUUGAAAAAUUGAUUGAACAAAGAGAAAAAGCAAGAGGCGUUAAAAAACAAAAGCUAUUUGAAUAUGAUGAUGAAUGGUAA
Molecule: messenger RNA, 1620 nt
Organism: Rotaria socialis
Lineage: Eukaryota; Metazoa; Rotifera; Eurotatoria; Philodinida; Philodinidae
Source: the annotation of a GenBank genome assembly